Molecule: messenger RNA, 672 nt
Organism: Teleopsis dalmanni
Lineage: Eukaryota; Metazoa; Arthropoda; Insecta; Diptera; Diopsidae
Exons: 1
Coding region: 1-672 (223 amino acids)
Biological process (GO): proteolysis
Molecular function (GO): aspartic-type endopeptidase activity
Source: RefSeq, a predicted model, not a curated record
AUGUGUUCAGCCGUGCCAGUACAAACCGUCACAAAACUCAGCGGGAAACUAAACACCACUUCACGUCUGACGGCGAGUGAAAUGGCAAAGGGUAAAGCAUGCCGUCUGUUCUUCAAGGAUAAAAAAACAGCUAUAAAUUAUCUAAUAGACACGGGCGCGGAAGUUUCAAUUUCGUCAAAGAGAAUGCAGCCUGAAAAUAAAGCCACGCAAUAUUAUUUAUACGCAGCAAACGGGGCGAAAAUUAGCACGUAUGGUACGAAAUUAAUGCAAGUCAAUUUGGGGUUGCGCAGACAGUUGCUGUGGGAGUUCCUAGCGGCGAAGGUAAAUCACCCAAUAAUAGGGGCAGAUUUUUUGAAUAAUUUUGGUUUGGUAGUUGACCUGAAGAACAGCAGAAUUUGUAAUGGCAUUACAGGCCUCCAGAUAAUGGGUUCGAAGAAGGUGAUGCACUGCGUGAAACUAAGCACUAUUGAUGUGACUAGCCCGGCACAUAACAUCCUGCGGGAUUAUAAAGAGAUAACGCAACCGGCUACUAGUAAUAAGGCGGCCGCGAGGGUUACGCUAGUAGAGCAUCAAAUUGUUACCAAGGGACAGCCAGUGUAUGCAAAACCUAGACGCUUAAACUCUGAAAAAUUUGAAAUUGCGAGAAAGGAAUUUGAAUUUAUGACGAAAUAA